AUGUCAGUCCCGGCUGAGUUCUCAGCGCCCCUGUACGGGCUGGAAAACAGCGGUGAGCCAUGGCACGUCGACUCGUUCGGGAGUGGGCUGGACCAGCAGGAUCCAAUGCAUGGUUUCGAGUGGUUUUCUGUAGACGGCGGGCUCGACACCGCCGUGCCACCUCCAGACUCUACAAGCGCUGGCAAUGGCCAGUCCACUCGGGAGUCGGACACGACUCCGGCGACGUCGGUCGAGGCAGAAGUGUCAAGACCGGGACACCGACUGGCGGAUUUACAAAUGACCCUCGAUGCAAUACUCGCAAAGCUACCCACUCCUGCUGCAUACCACGUCCAAAAGGACGGGCCGCUGUCCGAAUACCUCGCCGACUUUGGCACGAGGUACCUGGAGGACGGCUUCCUGGAAAACAUCUUCACGUCGCUGCAGAGCCUGAUCGACCUGUACCCGGAGGCAACCGCCGCGAUAGCGGCCCCGACCGCCGUGGCCGCCGACGAGGGCCCCGACCCCUGCGAGACGGUCAACUGCCUGCACGAGGUCCCACUGCCCGCGGAGCUGACGGUGCUCGAGGAGCAGCUGGUGGGCCAGCCGGAGCCCGUGGACGGUGCGCUGGGCGGACAGCUCGUCGCGUGCCACGUGCGGCUGCUCGACGUGGUGGACCGGCUCAGCAGGAGCGUCUUCAUGUGCGUGCGGCUCGAGGCCGUGAUGCCUCCCGGUGGCAAGCCAAAGUUUCACCUGCCGGACCUGACGGUCGGCAGCUUCAAGCCGCCCGACCACUCGGCCGCGCUGAUGCAAAAGGUGCUGCUCAAGAACCUGCUGGACAAGCUGCUGUUCGUCUCGAGGGGGCUCCGGGCGGCUCUGGACGGGGUCGAUGCUGGGAACUCGGCUGCGCGUGAGGCGUCGCUGUCGUUGCCGGUCUUGUUGCUGCAGGUUGAGAGCGUCACCAAGAGGCAUGAGCGCACUCUGGACCGCUUCAACUCGCUGUUGACUUAUGUGGUCGGGCUGGGGUUUACAGGUUGA
Messenger RNA from Pyricularia oryzae 70-15, 1014 nucleotides. Its product is annotated as transcription factor ACEII. Lineage: Eukaryota; Fungi; Ascomycota; Sordariomycetes; Magnaporthales; Pyriculariaceae. The coding region runs from base 1 to 1014 and encodes 337 amino acids. The transcript has a single exon. The record is from RefSeq and is a predicted model, not a curated record.